GUCAAAAGCCAAACGUAAUGAUUCCAAAUUUUUCUCCCAUUUUGUCCUCUAAUAAUUUUGGGAUUUAGAAAGGUCCAAGAAUUGCUUUUUAAUGCCCUUUUCCAAGCCAUUCCUCUGCACCACAGUGAACCCACCAGCUUUUGGAUUCUCCAUCCUCCUGAACAUUGAGAUCAAUCCCAUCUGGAGUUCGCCUGAAGCUUUUGCUUCAAAGCAAGAAAUCUGCAGCUAUGAAGGAAAUGGCUCAAACUAGGAGGCUUAAUAAGGAAUGUGAAGAGCCAACAUUUGGUGUUGGAAGCAUUGGCAAAGUAAGAGUUCUCAUGAUGCAAGAGUUGGAUUCCGUGUCUUCUAAAAGAAGACCUACCAAUGCUACUGUGCCAGUUUCAGUCUACUGUUGUGAGAAAAGAAAAAGAUCAGUACAAGUCAAGAAGACUAAAUCUGAUCAGAGAAACAGCACUAGUACUGGUUGCAAAAGCAGCAAUUUAAGCAGUGAUAAAAGAAUAUCAUCAGGAAUAAGCAGUCGAAAGAAAGUUCAUCAUCAAAGUCCAUCUGCUCAAUCCAUUCCUAUGUUGGAAUCAGAAGACAUUUCUCUGGAAAGAACUCCAGCCACAGGCUGUCAAGAGAGGCGAAAAACUCGAAUAGUCGAAAUUGUGGAUCUAAAAUGUGGGAAUUCUGAGAAAGGAUGGUCUUCUCCUAUUACUGAUCAGCUCAGAAGGCUCAGUUUCUCAAAGCUUUCUGAUUGAUCUUGCAACUUUUUCAUCAAAAUCUAUUCAACUUGUUAAAUGGUACUGCAGAGCUGAUGAAUGCUCCUGAAAAGCAAGCCAUUUGUAAUAGAUUUAACAAGUCACAUUCGCUUUUUGUGCAUGUCACAAAAUUGUAAAAGGGAUUUGUCAAGCAAUGUCAUUUCCAGGAUAUUUUCAUGGAGACAGCUUAUACGCAUUCUUAUUUCAAAUAAUUGGAUCAAUGUGCAA
Messenger RNA from Coffea arabica (coffee), 968 nucleotides. Lineage: Eukaryota; Viridiplantae; Streptophyta; Magnoliopsida; Gentianales; Rubiaceae. The record is from RefSeq and is a predicted model, not a curated record.